Molecule: messenger RNA, 1260 nt
Organism: Penicillium nucicola
Lineage: Eukaryota; Fungi; Ascomycota; Eurotiomycetes; Eurotiales; Aspergillaceae
Product: histidinol-phosphate transaminase
Exons: 3
Coding region: 1-1260 (419 amino acids)
Biological process (GO): L-histidine biosynthetic process
Molecular function (GO): pyridoxal phosphate binding; L-histidinol-phosphate:2-oxoglutarate transaminase activity
Source: RefSeq, a predicted model, not a curated record
AUGGCUUCAACGUCGCCUUUCAACCUGGCUACCUGUGCCCGCCCUAAUAUCCUUGCAUUGCAGCCAUAUCGAUGCGCCCGAGAUGACUACAAAGAUGACGGAACGAACGUACUGCUCGACGCCAAUGAGAACGCCUUUGGGCCCGGUCUUGCGCUGAACAGCGAGGGUGCCUUGCAGGCCUCCCAGACUGGCGAUGCGACAGGUGCCUCAAAGCCUGAGAUCGACUUCCUGGGCUUGAACCGCUACCCCGAUCCUCACCAAAUUGAACUCAAGCAGUUGUUCUGCAACCUCCGAAACACCCACCACCACACCUCCAAAACGCUCCUCCCCGAGCACAUGUUCUGCGGCGUCGGAUCCGACGAAGCCAUUGACGCCCUCCUACGAUGCUUCUGUGUCCCAGGCCAAGACAAGAUCCUGACCUGUCCCCCAACCUACGGCAUGUACAGCGUCAGUGCCCAAGUGAACGAUGUGGAGAUCGUCAAGGUCCCUCUGGACGCCUCGAACCACUUCCACCUCCAACCUGAGAAGAUCAAUGCCGCCCUCGCGGCCGACCCCUCCAUCAAAGUAGCCUACAUUUGCUCACCCGGCAACCCAACCGCCAACCUCAUCCGCAAAGAAGACAUCCGCAAGGUCCUGGAGCACCCCACCUGGAACGGCGUGGUGGUUGUCGACGAAGCCUACAUCGACUUUGCCCCCGAGGGCUCCAGUCUUGCCGAAUGGGUCACCGAAUGGCCCAACCUCGUUGUCAUGCAAACCCUCAGCAAAGCCUUUGGUCUGGCCGGUAUCCGUCUCGGCGUGGCUUAUUCCAGUCCCGAGAUCGCCCGUCUUCUCAACAGCCUCAAGGCGCCCUAUAACAUCUCCAGCCCGACCAGUGCACUCGCAUCGGCGGCCCUGACCGGGCCCAAUAUGGCCGUCAUGCGCGGCUACCGGGAGCAGAUCAUUGCUCAGCGCGACCGUCUGCUGCGCGAGUUACCCUCUAUCCCCGGUGUGGGUCAGUUCCUUGGUGGGUAUGAUGCCAAUUUCUUGCUUGUGCAGAUUUUAGAUGCUUCCGGUCAACCGAGUAACACGACGGCGGUGGCGGCAUAUGAGGCCAUGGCCGAGAAGCGUGGUGUUGUUGUCCGGUUCCGUGGCAAGGAGCUUGGGUGUGAGGGUUGUUUGCGUAUUACGGUCGGUACUGAGGCGGAAGUUUCGAAGUUUUUGCAGGAGUUGCAAACUGUGCUUGGGGGGUUACGUGCUGGGGGUGCCAUUGAGUCUGUUUGA